AUUUCCCGCCUCGAGAAAUACAGAUAGAUAGUGAGAGAGAUUCCCAGACUGCAACUAAUUACAGCAAUGGCCACCACGGAAUCGGCGGCGCCGCCGUUAAACGACGUCGAUAUCGUGCAUUUAGCUCAACGAAAGCAACCUUCCAACAGCCAUCAACAAUCCAACGUUUCACUGCCUCCAUUUCUCCUCUCUCCUCACUGUCACAAGGACCUCCUCUCUUACCUCCAUUCACGCGCCGCCUCUCCUUCUCCCUCCUCCGUCGUCUGCGAGUACGUCAUCUCUCUUCUCUCCCUCAUUUCACUCUCUCCCGGAACCCCCACUGUCUGUUCUUUGCUCUCUUCUCUUCUCUCAUCAUACACUCAACUAUUCCCUUCGCUUCCCCACGACUCGAAUUCCCUCAGAACAAUAAAAAAUUUCAACACCCUUUUGAUCCAUGUUCCUUUAGAAGACCUCAAGUUGGUUAUUGAUUUGGUUGCAUCAGAUUUAUCAGGGGUUGUUUCAGUGGAUGACGCCCAACUGUUCGAUCUUUUGCCGCAAUGUUUCGAGUUGAUUCGAAACGCGGAGGAAAAAGGUGGGGAUUAUGUGAAUUCCGUCGUGGAUAAGAUUCUUGAUUCCAAAUGGUCGAAAGGAUUUUUGCUUAAAAUGGUUUCCAUUGCCAAAGAGUUUAGUUUUCUUGAUAAAACGAGAGGGAACGAGUUUUUGGAGAAAGUUUUCGUGGGGAUUAAAACUGUGGAUUUGAUGGACUUGCCUUCCCUUGUUUAUCAGUUGUUAGUUUUGGCUUCGAAAGGGUUCAAUAAAAGGGAGAUUAUUGAAGGGAUUGUGUACUUUUUUGGGUCUGAAUUGGGUUCAAAAAUGGCUUCCACUGUUAGGCAAGUUGAAGGGACUGUUUUGUUGCAUGUUAACUUUGCAGUCAAGCAGGAUCCUUCUUUGGGGAAAGAGGUUAUGGGGUUAGUUAAAUCUGAUCUUCGAGCUUUUAAUCAUUUCACGGUGGCUGUUUUAUUGUCAGUGUCAAGGGUACGGAGGUUUAGUGAAAGCUCAAUGGCUAUUUUGAAAACAGCUUUGCUUACCGCAUACCGUGACUAUAAAUUCACCAAAGAAUGUAAAUGGAUACCGGAUGAUAUUAAGGGAGAAUAUCUGAAGAGUGUUAAAGUGGUCGAGAAGUCCGUGUUAAGAGCUGUAAAUGAGAGCAACUAUGGGAGGGAGCACAUGGUGCCUAGUAUUUUGCAAUUUGGUUUUAUCUUGCUAGAGUCAGUUGGGGAGGUAAACUGCAAAGAGCUCGGCAAUUCUAAUGGUCUCCUUGGCAUUGAAGAGCUUGGUAUUCAGAUGCUGAAAACUCUAUUUGAGGUUCAUGAUAUGGCAAGAAACGAGAUUAUGGAGCAAGUCAAGUUUCGCAUUCUCUCUUUGAAGCCAGAGCUGAGUAGGCCAAUAUUAAGGCUGCUCUGUUAUCUCAUUCAGUGUUAUCCUUACCCUAUGAUGGAACAUAUUCCCCGGCUUAAGGAAUUGCUGGAUUACUUCACUUUCAUGGAUGGAAAAAUUGCCUCUUAUCUUGUCAGUGCCCUUUUGCCUCUCAUCAGAUUCAGCCGUGAUCUUCGGGAUUAUGCUAUUUUGGUUGUGCGCAAGGCUGUGUUUAGAAGAGAAGAAGCAGUUCGUGUUGCAGCAACAAAUUCCAUUAUCGAGCUUAUACUAGCGGAGAAGCAACCUAAGGGGGAUGGCUUGUUUUUUCUCCAAGACUCGUCUAGCCAAGCAAGCUGCAGUCAGCAAGCUGACAUACCUUGCAGCAUGGGGGGAGAUCUCUUUCAGGAGUUGAGUGCUUUGCUGCAGAGAUGUCUUUAUCAGCAGGCAAAGGUGAAGCAAGUUGUGUAUCAAGGACUGGUGAAGCUCGUUCUAGCAGAUCCGGCAAUUGGAGGGCUUGUCUUUGAUUUUCUCUUACCUCAUUUUCUCCAGUUUUUCAAAGAGGGUCCGGAUGUCCAGCUUGGAGUUAGCUCUUGCAUUAAAUCAGAAAAUGGCAAAGUACUUAUUCAGGAGCCCCUGGAUUGCCUUCUUUCUUGUAUCUCCUGGAUUUUACUUCUUCAGACUCAUGGCAAAACCGAUAAACUUUUGGAUUCUAUUGGGGCAUGUUUCGGUUUCUCCCUCUCGCAAGAGAAUGAGGAUGGCAGGAACAUGUCUACCGAGGUGUUUUCCGGUGCUUUUUUGAAGAUCCGGAAGUUUCUAAGAAAUGCAAAUUUGGAAGACAUUCUUGGUCAAACUCAUGACGCAAGCUCUGCAGCUGUUCAUGAAGAGAAAUGGAAAUGUUCUGCAUUGAUUUUGUCUGGAGUUAUUGAAGUGGUAUUGAAUACCGUUGCAAUGGAUUUGGAGAAAGCAGCAGAUCAAAAGGUUGAACUUGAAAAGGAGAUUAUGCAGUUUGUUGACCGCCAUGAUUCAUUGGCAAAGGAGGCAAGUACUUCAAGACAAAGCAAUGCUGGCAAAAGACCAAAUUUACGAGCUACUGCUAAAGAUGCAACAGAUGACAUUGACUCAGGCAACCCCAAAUUGAUUCAAGAACAUACAUUUUUCUUGGCAACUUCAAGCAUCCAUCAGUUAUUGCUAAUGGCACUGAAGUUAUACAGUAGUGAAAGCUCUGACAUAAAAGCAACUUCACAGAAUCAUAGCCAGUCAUCCUCAAGCAAGACAUCAAAGAGUUGUUUUAAGAUCAUUUCAUUUGCUUUGAAUGCAUCCCUUCAUCAUGUAAAAUCUUCAGCCGCUGUGGGAAAUGAAGGUCCAAUGAAGAAGUUGAUCUAUGGGGAAAUCAAUAUGCUGGGGCCUCCAUUGCUGAGAUUAACUCUUCUGCUCAAACCUGGUUCAAAUGUUGCAACUAGUCAUAGGAAAAAAGAAAGCAAAGCAAAAAAGGAUGCAGAGGAAAGAAAGGAACAUCUCCUUCUAGCAUUAUUUUGCUUGAAAGAAAUGAUAACAGUCAGUCUAUGUGGUUCUUGUUUGACUCACUUGCUUGAGAAUCUCUUGUCAGUUCCUGAACUUGAGAAUGCUGAUUUGCAUGAUGAAUGUGAUCAAGCCUCUGAAAUUGAUGACCAAGAUAUAAAAAACAAAGAGCUAUUCAUUCAGAAAUAUUUGAAGCCGCUGCUCACUGAUCUUAUGAAACUAUCAGCUUUUCGGACGGUUGAGAUUCUUUGUGAUAUCCUGUUGAUGAUUGGUCACAAAUUGCCCUGCAAAUGGAGGAACUCUCAUGGAGCUUGGGCUAUUCGUAUGUGCAAAACCAACAACACAACAAAUUCCAGUAUUGCAAAAAGCAUGGUUAGACUAGCCACUAGUUUGAGCUCACCACCAACAGAUUUGCUUGUGGCUCAAGAAAUGUUAAAGGAGCUCUUAAAGUUUAUAGGACCAAACAACAGUGACUUAUCGCAAGUCUCGGAAUACCUUGUUGUAAACCAGUCAACAACCAUUGCUAUAGCUUCUUGUCUUCUUCAAAUAACAGACAAUGUCAUUAUCGACGUGGAUUGGUCAACUAAAAAGCUAAAGGCAGCUUCACAAGUUGCUCAAAAGACCAUUCAUCAUGACCAGAAUGGAGAGCAUAAUUUGGGUUUCACAUUUGAGGAAAUUGUAUAUUCGAGGAUUAAAGCCGUUGUUGAAGUAUUAUCUUCCUUUGUUUUGAUGAGCCUUAAGGAUAAUCAAGCUGAGCAUUUUCUUAGAUUAACCGCAAGAUUUUACAAGAAUUUAGCUCUGAUUUCAAAGCUCAAGAUUGCCCCUAAAGGUCAGAAGCAGCUUUUACCAAGCCUUCAAUUCCAGAAGCUUGUCGAAUUAACUUGCAAGGAGCUCACCGUUCCGCUUUAUAACUUUGUGGCAGAGAUGCAACAAGCUCAACAAGAAAACGCUAACAGCAAAGGAAUGAUAAACAAGAUCAAAAGGGAGAAUAAAUGCAUCCCAGAGCUGAUAUUCCAGAUUGAAGAUUAUGAAAAACAUCUGAUUCGACUCAGCAAAGCAACCAAGAUGAACUUAUUGAAGCACGCUAAACGCAGCACUUGUCGAGACUUCAAAAUCUUGGACCCAACAACAGCUGUUGUCGGACAAGCUGUUCCCAACAAUGUUGGAAAUGAUAAUGACAAUGAAAAUGAAAAUGAAAAUGAAAAUGAAAAUGGAAGGUGCAGUGACUCUGAAGAUGGAAACAAUGAUGGCAAUGGAUCAGAUAAAGAGUUGUCACAUGAAGUGGAGUCUGAAUCUGAUGCCGUCGAAGAUGAUAGAGCUAGUGUUCCAACUGUUAAGGGGGUGAAAAGGUCUAGAAUUGUUCAUGAUUCCGACGAUGAUAGUUGAUGCAAGGAUUGUCAGACUGCACUAGGUAAUGGUUCUUGUAGAAACAUAAAUAUAAAUUUGUUAAGAAAAUUAGUAAAAAACUCACUAUAUAUGCGUAUUGUUGCUUACAAACGACAACUUCAGUAAUAUACGAAGUAUCCUUUUAAGUCCUCUGUUUCAAUUAUUGUUAUGCAAAUGACCCGUAUGGUGAAGAGUAAGGAAUGGCCUAACAAGGAUGCAGGCACAAACUAGGGCGCAAAGCCCAACAAUGAAGGCCCUUGGAAGAAUGCUCGUGAGAAAGACGAAAGGCUGAUGGCUAAAGAAGAUAAGGGAAGCUGAACUGUGAGUUGAGUUGGAAUGCGACUGAUAGAUAUACAUAAUUUUUAUUAGUAAUGUAUUGUUUCUUACAGCUGUCCAGAUGUCCUAUGGUUAGUUACAUGAGCUAAGCAAAUAUAUUGAAGAAUGUAAUACAUUUUUAAUCUAUCUAUGAAAGGAAAUUCAGCCUUCUUUUGAAA
This is a messenger RNA of Gossypium raimondii (Peruvian cotton), 4793 nucleotides long. RefSeq lists its product as uncharacterized. Bases 67 to 4299 code for a protein of 1410 amino acids. Gene Ontology annotation, biological process: DNA repair. Gene Ontology annotation, molecular function: DNA polymerase binding. The record is from RefSeq and is a predicted model, not a curated record. Lineage: Eukaryota; Viridiplantae; Streptophyta; Magnoliopsida; Malvales; Malvaceae. The transcript is spliced from 13 exons.